Messenger RNA from [Candida] anglica, 1278 nucleotides. Lineage: Eukaryota; Fungi; Ascomycota; Pichiomycetes; Serinales; Debaryomycetaceae. The record is from the annotation of a GenBank genome assembly.
AUGACUACGACUACACCAACUACUCCAGUGAUUGUAUCACUUUUGGAUACUGAUCUCUAUAAACUUUCUAUGCAUGCUGCGGUAUUUCAGCACUUUAAGGAUGUACCCGUCGCAUAUAAAUACACCAAUAGAACUCCAGGAAUGGUUCUUAACCACGAAGCAAUCGGGUGGUUGAAGCAACAAAUCUCAAGUUUGGGAGAUUUAAGAUUUACAAAGAAUGAAAUUGCUUAUUUAAAGGAAACAUUACCACAAUUACCUUUAGAUUUUAUAAAUUAUCUAUCAGAAGACUUCCAAUUACGUCCUAAGGAACAAAUUAAAUAUACUAAUGAUGAAGAGAACUUGGAAAAUUUUGAAAUAGAAAUGAUUGGAACGUGGUCUGAUGUUAUUUUAUAUGAGAUUCCAAUUUUAGCAUUAGUAUCUGAAGCCUAUUUCAAGUUUGUUGAUACUGACUGGAAUUAUGAUGGCCAAGAGGAAUUGGCACUCUGGAAAUGUGAUCAAUUGGUAACUAAUGGAUGUAUGUUUAGUGAAUUUGGAACUAGAAGAAGAAGAUCAUUUAAAACUCAAGAAAUUGUGGUCAAAAAAUUAGCUGAAUAUCAAAGUAAAUUACCUCAAGAUAAGAAAAAGUUAAUAAUUGGUACUUCUAAUGUUUUCCUUGCACAAAAAUAUGGAUUGAAUCCAUCAGGUACUGUUGCACAUGAAUGGUUUAUGGGAAUUGCAGCCAUUACCAAUGAUUAUGCGAAUGCCAAUAAAGUUGCUAUGGACUAUUGGCUUAAAACUUAUUCUUCCAAAUAUGCUGGAUUAGCAUUAACUGAUACUUUUGGUACUGAUUCAUUUUUAAAAGUAUUUGAACCUCCAUAUUCUGAUAGUUAUACUGGAGUGAGACAAGAUUCUGGAGAUCCUUCAGAAUAUGCAGAGAAACUUGCUCAUCAUUACUAUGAAGUUUUAAAAUAUCCAAAGUUUUCCAAAAUAGUUUGCUUUAGUGAUUCUUUAAAUUUGGAAAAAUGUUUUAAAUAUAAAAAGCAUGCUGAAGAUUUAGGACUCUUAGUUACAUUUGGUGUGGGUACCUUUUUCACCAAUGAUUUCAAGAGUGCUGAUGGAAACAAGUCACAACCAUUGAAUAUUGUCAUCAAACUUAAGGAAGCAGGAGGAAAUCCAUGUAUUAAAAUCAGUGAUAAUAUAGGUAAAAAUAUGGGAGAUUCUAAAACUGUUGCAAGAGUAAAGAAGAUUUUAGGAUAUGAGGAACGUGAAUGGGAAGUUGAUGAGAACAAAAGGUGGUAA